This is a messenger RNA of Sorex fumeus (smoky shrew), 1389 nucleotides long. It is a transcript of the gene STEAP4, whose product is annotated as STEAP4 metalloreductase. The coding region runs from base 1 to 1389 and encodes 462 amino acids. Gene Ontology annotation, biological process: copper ion import. Lineage: Eukaryota; Metazoa; Chordata; Mammalia; Eulipotyphla; Soricidae. The record is from RefSeq and is a predicted model, not a curated record. Gene Ontology annotation, molecular function: cupric reductase (NADH) activity; ferric-chelate reductase (NADPH) activity. Gene Ontology annotation, cellular component: plasma membrane; endosome. The transcript is spliced from 4 exons.
AUGGAAAAAUCUACAGAUGCAAUUGCUCUUACCAUGAAUUCUUCAGAAAAGUUGGAGACAAUAUGUAUUUUUGGAACUGGAGAUUUUGGAAGAUCCCUGGGACUUAAAAUGCUCCAGUGCGGCUACUCUAUUAUUUAUGGAAGUCGAAACCCCCAGAAGUGCAAUCUGCUGCCCAGUGGUACAGAGAUCUUAAGCUAUUCUGAAGCAGCCAAAAAAUCUGACAUCAUAAUCAUAGCAAUCCACAGGGAGCAUUAUCAUUUUCUCACAGAACUAACUGAGGUUCUCAAUGGGAAAAUACUGGUGGACGUCAGUAACAAUGUCAGGACCAAUCAGUAUGCUGAAUCUAAUGCAGAGUACCUUGCUCAGUUAGUGCCAGGAGCCCAUGUGGUUAAAGCAUUUAACACUAUCUCAGCCUGGGCUCUCCAGUCAGGAGCAGUGGAUGCAAGUCGUCAGGUUUUUGUCUGCGGAAAUAACAGUAAAGCCAAGCAAAGAGUGAUAGCUAUUGUUCCUUCUCUUGGACUUACUCCGUUGGAUCAAGGAUCCCUCAAGGCAGCCAAAGAAAUUGAAAACUACCCCCUACAACUAUUUCCAAUGUGGAAGUUCCCCUUCUAUUUGUCUGCUGCUCUGUUUAUCUUCUUUUUUUUCUAUGGUGUUAUAAGAGACAUAAUCUACUUUUAUGUUUCUAAAAAGAAAGAUGUCACAUUUAGUUUGGCUUAUUCCAUACCAAGUCAUGUCUGUCCAAUAGUAGCCCUCAUCCUGCUUGGCUUGGUUUACCUGCCUGGUAUCAUUGCAGCCAUUUUGCAGCUGUAUCGGGGCACCAAAUACCAACGGUUCCCAAACUGGCUCGACCAUUGGAUGCUAUGCAGAAAGCAACUUGGCUUGAUCUCACUGGGGUUUGCCUGCCUCCAUGUUCUCUUCAUAGUUUCAACUCCUCUUCGUUACAUUGCACUAUGGCAUUUUAAAAACAUGACCAUUACUCAGGUAGCACUCAAAAAAGAAAGUCCAAUUAGUACAUAUAGAGCCUGGCUUAAUGAUUCAUAUUUGACUUUGGGGGUACUUGGAUUUUUCCUGUUUGUACUCCUAGGAAUCACAUCCUUGCCAUCAGUUAGCAAUCUAGUCAACUGGAGAGAGUUCCGAUUUAUCCAGUCUAAACUGGGUUAUCUCACCCUGGUCUUGUGCACAGCACACACCCUGGUGUAUGGCUGGAAGGGAUUCGUCUGUCCCGUGAUUCUUAGAUGGUAUCUUCCUUCAACCUACAUGAUAGCACUCAUCAUUCCUUGCACUGUUCUGGUCAUCAAGUGUAUCCUGAUCCUGCCUUGCAUAGACAGGACUCUUAACAGGAUCCGCCAGGGAUGGGACAGAAACUCCGAGUCCUCAAACCAUCAUUGA